AUGGCAUCCUUGCGAGAUUUUGGGGCAGCUGGCAGUUACCCAAGCCAAGCUCUGCACAAGACGAGGAUGUGCCAGAACUUUGCCUUGGGACGCUGCACCCUGGGAGAGGCUUGUCGCAAUGCGCACACAGCGGAGGAGCUCAAGAAGACCAAGCUGUGCCGGCAUUUUGAGAACGGUGGUUGCAGAAAUGGAGCUCGCUGCACUUUCGCACAUGGUGAAGCACAGCUUUUUGUGCCACUUGCGGGCAUGGAAGUGCAGGCCGCACAGGCACCAGGCUCAGUUGGCGAAAACGGAGGGCUGGUUCGCAAAACCAAGCUGUGUCAAAAGUUCAAAGAUGGCACUUGCCCUUUCGGCUCAGAGUGCCGCUUUGCACAUGGCCUGUCUGAGUUGAAGAAGACCAAGAUGUGCGAGCACUUUGCACGUGGAGGGUGCAGGAAUGGCAGCACAUGCAUAUUCGCACACGGAGGGGAAGAGCUUUACAUUCCGGAAGAAGGAGACUUUGUGCCACCUCGGGGCCCGGCAGCUUCAAGGGUUUGGGAGUCCAGGGAGUCGGUCAACAGUGACCUCCAGAAGACGAAACUGUGCCGGAAUUACAUGGAAGGUAGCUGCUCCUACGGUGCGAGGUGCCACUUUGCACAUGGUGCCUCUGAGCUCAAGGCGGUAGCAUCGGCAAGCAGAAAUGAGGAAGGAAGAAGCUCUUCGCUCAAAGAUGGGCAGUUGCCGCCGCCAAGCGAUGAAGACUCAGACUCGGACCAGGCUUCCAGUGCCGACUCUGAGGUACAGAGCGGCACGGCAAGCUUCAGGUGCAUGGCUUCAGCCACCGUGGAGCGGGUGUGUGAGACGCAGGUGGUGCUUCAAGUGCGUGGGCAGCAGCGCAUUGUCGCACUUUCAUGCUUUGUAGAUCUGUGGUUUACACAGCCCUUUGAGGGUAACGAGCUUGCAUUCCCCGACGUGUCGCAUUGGUCCAGGCACAUCCAAAUUGUGCCUCAUUUGCGCAAAGUCGGGGAUCGAGGGAUGAGGAACUCCCAGCUCUGCGAGUUCACAAAAAAUCUCUGGGAUGCUUACCGGAGCGAGGGUGCGGUAAUCCUUUCACGCUUGCAGCUGUAUUCUUUUCCUCACCUGGAGUGUGCCCUCCAACAAAGCCAGCUCCCGGUUUCGUGCAUGCUGCAGAUUGUGGAUCUUGCCAGGGAGAUUCUGAAGGACAUGGGCUCCAAUGUGUCGCUCCCUGACGGACACCCCACGACCCCGGAGUCUUCCUUCAUCCUGCAUCUGCUGAAAAGCUCUUUCGUGGAACGCAGGCUGCCAGAGGCAUUGUCGCGCGGUGAGCUGCUAUCGGAGCGGGCGGUUCAUUUCAUCACGGAGGCUUGCCGGGUCCUUCCCGCUUAUGCGUUCCUCCUGACUCCCUUCAUUGAGGCUGCGUCCAAGACAGGGUCAGGGUCGACGGAGAUGGUCCUGUACGUUGUGAAGACCUACAGCGAGCUCUUGGCAUCACAGGCCGGCUAUGUGAACCUGGUGUCGUGGAGCAAACUGGUCCUGGCUCCACAGCUGUUGAGUGGGGAUCUGUCCGACUUGCAGUCCCUGCCAGCCGUGAAGUGGAGUUACGACACCUUCGAGGAGUACAUGGACACAUACUUCCGACUGCUCCGGGCAGAUUGUUUCGGCUCCUUGCAAGCGGGUGUACAACAGUUCAUCGCAGGGAAGCUUGACCCUCGUGACCUUCGGGUAUACUAUGCCAGGAUGACCAAAAUCCACGUCCUUAAAUUCUCGCAAGGACUUGUGGCCACCAUCCGCUGCCAAGACUAUUUCGGGCGGAGGGGCUUUCCUCCAAGCGCACUGAUGCAGAGCAACUUGGUGUGCAUAUCCGUUGGCGAGGAGCCCUUUCACGAGGUCCUGUGGGGUCGAAUCGUGGAACGGCCCGGCGACAAUCGGAAGGACAGCAUCGAGGUAAGCAUUCAGUUUCCCCAGUCCCUAAACCGCCAGUUGCACAGCAAGAAGCUCUUGACGAAGCUCUUUAGUGCCCAGCUUUUGGCUGACAGCCCCGUCUUCUUCCAAGCAUUCGGGCCGGUCUUGGAGAAGUUGCAGGGCACCACAGAGGCCACCAUGCCCCUGAAACGAGUGCUCCUGGGACAGAGGCAGGGCAUCCGAGCAGCGGCUGAGCAGCUGCCUUGGUCGGAGUCGGCGCUGAGGUCCCUGCGAAGCACUGUGGCGCGCCAGGAACGUACUUUCGACGAAGCUCAGCUGGAGGCCUUGGAGAUGAUGCUGCAGUCAACAUGCUGCUGCAUUCAGGGUCCUCCUGGGACCGGCAAGAGCUUCAUUGCCGUGAAGGCCUGUCGGCACCUUCUUCAUGGAAGCACUUCUCUGUCAUAUGCCUCGGGUGCGAGUCGCUUCGCUGACAUUGAAAGAGCCUGUGACAGUGAGGAUGAUCUUUCUGAAGACGCAUCCGAGAUGUCUGAUGAGUCAGGGCCUCGUGAUAAUCGACGCCGAAUACUAGUCUUGACCUACAAGAACCAUGCCAACGAUGAGUUUCUGGUCGAUUGUCAGAAACACAUGCCUCACGUGCAGGUGGUCCGAAUCGGGGGACGUUGCGAAGACGAGAGGCUGCAAGACUGCAACUUGAAGACCUUGGCGAAGCAGAAGAGCAAAGAAAAACUCUUGGGCAAGAUGGCUUUCAAGUUGAUCUCAGACAAGCAAGAAAUCAUCGACCGGCUUCAGCGAGAAAUGUCUUGUCUUGAGGCCGAGAUGGAUCCGUCAAAGCUAUUUGCAGCAAGAGCGACCAAUCAGCAGAUCUGUUCCUUGCUGGAAGGCUGCCCAAACAAGCAGCGCGGCCACGGGAAGCAUCACGAAAGCCUCCUCCGGAGCCUUGCAGAAGGCCUGCGCCCGACGGCUUCGGACCUGAGGCCCUGUUGCAAACACUGGCUCCCCAAGCGCCCGGAGCCCAAGGAGCCCAAGGAGACGAAGGAGACGAAGGAGACGAAGGAGACGAAGGAGACGAAGGCGGGCGGUGCGGGAGUGGGUGGCCAUGUGCUGGAAGAUGUCGAAGCAGAGGAGGUAGCUCUGGAAAGGCAAGCCUUCGCAGAACAGACCGAGAAGCUUUGCACUCUGAAUUUGGAGGAAUGCUUGGGGCCCACUCUCUUCCUGGAUGCCGCACCUUUGUCGGUGGUGUACAGCGAAGAUGUUUGGGCCUUGAGGGCCCGCGAGCGUGCCGGGCUCCUGGGCACCUGGCUGGAAUCAGAGCUGGGCAACUCGAGCAUCUUUGACACCAUCCGAGAGUGUGACACAAUUCAGGAGAACGGGGCUUUGCUUUUAGACCGCCAGCUCAUAGAGCAGGAGCGCCUGACCCGCAUUGAGCAAGAGCACCAGCAAAUGAUCCUUCGUGAGGCUUCCAUUGUUGGCUGCACGAUCAGCGGUGCCUCCAUCCGGGGAGAUCUCUUGAAAAAGGUGAACUUCGACGUGGUGAUAGUAGAGGAGGCCGCUGAAAUCCUCGAGUCUCAGCUGGUUGCAGCCAUUCCCCCAACUUGCCGGCAGCUAAUUCUGGUCGGAGACCAUUUGCAACUUCGGCCCAAGAUCGAGAACCACCUGCUAGGCAAGCAGUUGAACUUUGACCGUUCAAUGUUCGAGAGGUUGCUGCUGCACAAGCUGCACGAUGAGCGAUUUCCCCAGAAGACCCUCACCCUGCAGAACCGUAUGCGGGAUGACUUUCUCUGCCUGCUCAGGCCUCACUAUCCAGACCUGAAGUCCAAUUUCAUGAGAGUCGCUCAGAACGAGCAGCUCUCUUGUGUAACGAAGCCCAUGUACUUUCUCCGCAUGCGCUCGCUGUCCGAGACGGAGUCUGAAAUCGGCCGGAGCAAGAUGAACCCGGACGAGGCAGACGUGAUCCUUGCUUUCAUCGCCCACAUCCUCCACGAAGGCUAUGAGCAAAGCGACGUCACCGUUCUAGCCAGCUACAAUGGUCAGGUGAACUUCCUUAGGCGGCAGCUUCGGGACAGACAGCUCGCCGGUGUGGUUUGUUCAUCCAUCGACCGGUACCAGGGGGAUGAGAAUCGAUUUGUCUUAGUCUCCCUGGUCAGAUCGAAUGAUGCUGAUGAGAUCGGCUUCCUGCGCGAGCCAAACAGGCUCAUCGUGGCAGCUUCACGGGCUAGGUGUGGGGUCUACUUCUUCGGGAACGACUUGCUGUUGGCAAAGAAAUCCCGAGAUUGGAGGCAACUGAUUCGCGUGAUGGAGGAGCGGGAGGAAGUUGGAGACAAGUUGCCGGUGAUUUGCCCCCGACAUCCGCACAUUCCACUUGACUUAGGCCGGGAGUGCCAUCACGUCUGCAAGGCAACCUUGCCGUGUGGGCAUACGUGUGAGGCACACUGCCACCGGGAUGGAGCUCACCCACCUUGCAAACAGCCGGCAGUUGCAACGCUGAGAUGCGGACAUGACAAGGCCUGUGAGUGCUCAGCACGAGACCAGGCGGAUGAGAUCUUGAAGUGCCAUGAGGUGGUGAACUUUCGCCAUGAACACUGUGGCCACCAAGACACACGCAUGUGCUGCGACAAGCCGAAGCCAUGCAAAACGCAGGUGGGCAUACAGUGCACCAGUUGUUCGGAAUGGUCGUCCACGCAAUGUCAUGUAAAAUCAGGUGGCAACUUCCAGUGCCGUUUCCCCUGCAAGAAAGUCAUGAAGUGUGGGCACCCCUGCAGCCUGCUUUGCUUUCAAGAUUGCGAUCUGGCUUUGGACGAUUGCAAGGUGUGUGCGCAAGAGCUCGAGGACACCAAGAGAGAGCAAAUGGCAAAAGUUCAACAGCUGCUGGCACAGAUUGGCGACCCAGGUUUCUUCCAUGUAGACGAGCUGUCGCGAGAGCAGCAGCCUUUGGAUUUCGACACGCUUACUUCAUCAGUGGCAUCCUUCUUCAGCACUUCCGGCUUGGAAGCAGAGAUCCAACUGGCCCAGCGUGUAAAGAACACGGACUUGGAGCGUCAGUUCUAUCGCGGCCACGAGCUUGUUACGGCCCCUGUCCCUGAGGGUGCCCUGCGCAUUCUGGAAGUCGCCUCACUGGACGUGGCUCAGCAAGUUGCAAAGAAGGGCCUUGGGCACCGCAAGAAAUUUCAAAAGGGGAUGGCAGCCUUCUGCGACUUCUACAAGUCCUAUAAGCGGAAAGAGUCGGCACCGAGCCUGCUGACUUUGGUCCUUUGCCGAGUUCAGACGGGUCGUGUUUACACCGUGGGCUCUCACUUCAAGCAUCAUCAGAUCAAGUGGGAACAGGUAAACAAGCCGCCCGCCAGCUUCGAUUCCGCCUUCAACUCAGGCACCGCUUGCUUGCGCCUUUUCCGCCUUUCGGUGGGUCUGCCGAAGUACAUCCUCCAGGUGCGGCUGAGGGAAGCGGCCGGCGUAAGGCCACCACAUUGGUCGGGUGCGGAAUGCCCAGCACACUCCGAGCGCUUCUGGAAGCUGAGUGUGGCUUCGGAGUUGGAGCAGCAGGCCUUGGGAAAGGCCCUGGCUCCUGGCUCGAGCUUGGGGGGGAGGGACAUGCAAGUGCGAGGGGAACACAGUGGCUUCCGGAUAAAGAGGGCUUGGCGACUGGAGCACGAUGUUCUGUGGAAACAAUACAUGGCUGCUAGGACCAAAGUCCAGGUUCAAAUGGAAUCUCUCAGGAAGCAGGGUGCCUGCUUCGCCAAUGUCCGCUUGAGAAAAGAAUACAGUGCCCUCCUACGUGAGCUGCCCGUGAACAAAACAAAGGCGAUGGACGAACAGAUCAACGAGGUUUACUUAAGCCGUGGGACAAAGCCUGAAGUGCUUCUCACCAUUUUGCAGAACGGCUUGAAUGAGCGCUUCAGCGGAGGCCUCUUUGGCAACGGUACCUAUUUCGCUGAGGAUGUGGGGAAGAAUGACCAAUACUGCACUCCGGACGAUGGCGGAGAGCAUCAACUUCAAAAAGUCUUGUACCACGAGCUGAAGAUUCCUCCUGCACACGGUGUCUUCUACGUCUUGUUCUGCCGGGUCAUUCUCGGCAGUCCAGUACGGACUCAAGAUGGAGAGCACGACAUGGAUCAGGGAUCUCUAGCCAGUGUCUGGAGCAGCAGGCCGCGAGAGUUGGCAGCAAUUCCGAAAUCAAGUCCCCCUAUCAACUUCCAUUCCCUUCUCGCAGAAAAGGGGGAUAAGCUCAAGAGAUACCGCGAGCUGAUCGUGUACCACGGUACCCACAUCUAUCCAGAGUAUGUGGUCGCGUACCAACGUGUCUGA
This is a messenger RNA of Symbiodinium sp. CCMP2456, 6222 nucleotides long. Lineage: Eukaryota; Dinophyceae; Suessiales; Symbiodiniaceae. The record is from the annotation of a GenBank genome assembly.